Molecule: messenger RNA, 1644 nt
Organism: Anoplophora glabripennis (Asian longhorned beetle)
Lineage: Eukaryota; Metazoa; Arthropoda; Insecta; Coleoptera; Cerambycidae
Gene: nAChRalpha2
Product: acetylcholine receptor subunit alpha-like 2
Exons: 8
Coding region: 1-1644 (547 amino acids)
Biological process (GO): signal transduction; regulation of membrane potential; nervous system process
Cellular component (GO): synapse; postsynaptic membrane; neuron projection
Molecular function (GO): acetylcholine-gated monoatomic cation-selective channel activity; transmembrane signaling receptor activity
Source: RefSeq, a predicted model, not a curated record
AUGAGAUACAAGUGGGUGUUCUGGACAUUUUAUUUAAUUAGUAUCUUGGUAUUCCUCGUGGAUUUUUCUCUUUGUAAUCCUGACGCUAAGAGACUAUAUGAUGAUCUUCUCAGCAAUUAUAAUAGACUCAUUAGACCAGUUAGUAAUAAUACCGAUACAGUGUUAGUUAAGUUAGGAUUAAGAUUAUCUCAACUUAUAGAACUGAAUUUGAAAGAUCAAAUAUUGACUACAAAUGUAUGGUUGGAACACGAAUGGCAAGAUCAUAAAUUUAUGUGGGACCCUCAAGAGUACGGUGGUGUUAAGGAACUCUAUGUACCAUCAGAACACAUUUGGCUGCCGGAUAUAGUGCUUUAUAAUAAUGCCGAUGGUGAAUAUGUUGUAACUACUAUGACCAAAGCCGUCUUGCAUCAUACUGGAAAAGUACUUUGGACACCACCAGCAAUCUUCAAAUCUUCAUGUGAGAUCGAUGUGAGAUACUUUCCCUUCGAUCAGCAGACAUGUUUUAUGAAGUUUGGAUCAUGGACUUACGAUGGGAAUCAAAUUGACUUGAAGCAUAUUAGCCAAAAAGUAGGUGAAGACAAAGUCGAGCUUGGCAUAGACCUUAGAGAGUAUUACCCCAGCGUGGAAUGGGACAUCUUAGGGGUUCCUGCAGAAAGACAUGAAAAAUAUUAUCCCUGUUGUUUGGAGCCUUAUCCCGAUAUAUUUUUCAACAUAACGCUGCGAAGGAAAACACUUUUCUACACUGUUAAUCUUAUAGUACCUUGUGUAGGCAUCUCCUACCUCUCAGUGUUAGUCUUUUACUUACCUGCGGACUCUGGAGAAAAAAUCGCCUUAUGUAUAAAUAUUCUACUAUCUCAAACAAUGUUCUUCUUGUUGAUCUCAGAAAUUAUACCCUCUACAUCCCUAGCUCUGCCACUGUUGGGAAAAUAUAUUUUAUUUACCAUGGUGUUGGUAGGAUUUUCGGUAGUAAUAACUAUAAUUAUUUUAAAUGUGCAUUACAGAAAACCAAGUACUCAUAAAAUGGCGCCGUGGGUUAGGAGUUUCUUUAUUAAAAGUGUUCCCAAGCUAUUAUUAAUGAGAGUACCCAAAGAUCUGUUAACAGAAUUAGCAGCUCAUAAAAUUCCCCCGAAUCGGAUUAUGACGAAAAAACGAGAUAUUGAUACAAUGCCUUCAAGCAGAUCGUCGUCUUCUAGUACCUCCAGUUCAUCUAUGAACAGAGCUAGUGGAUGCAAUGGACUGCAUUCUACGUCAACUACUAACAGAUUACGUGGAUUUGCUGGCGCCCUAAGUGGAAGAUUAGGUUACAACGGAUUGCCAUCCGUAUUUUCUGGUUUGGACGAAAGUGAUUCGGGAACCAAGAAGAAAUAUCCAUUUGAACUGGAAAAGGCAAUCCACAACGUCAUGUUCAUACAACACCACAUACAAAGACAAGAUCAAUUCAAUGCGGAGGAUCAAGACUGGGGUUUUGUAGCUAUGGUACUGGACCGCCUUUUCCUGUGGAUUUUUAUUAUAGCGUCGAUAGCAGGAACCAUUUCCAUUUUAUGUGAAGCUCCAGCUCUUUACGACGACACCAAACCAAUUGACAUGUUAAUAUCCUCCGUCGCUCAACAACAGUAUCUACCGGAUUUAGAGAAUAUCCAGUAA